Penicillium crustosum is the source of this 483-nucleotide messenger RNA. RefSeq lists its product as uncharacterized. The coding region runs from base 1 to 483 and encodes 160 amino acids. Lineage: Eukaryota; Fungi; Ascomycota; Eurotiomycetes; Eurotiales; Aspergillaceae. The record is from RefSeq and is a predicted model, not a curated record. The transcript has a single exon.
AUGGCAGAGGAACAACCUCGAUUCGUUCUAACCCUCGAGGGACUGUGGAUACUUGAUGAUACCGGGAAAAAUCUCAAAUUCCUAUCCGAAGAAGAGCUCAACCAAAAUACUAUCGAAACCACUGAUGAUACGAUACCCAGGGAGCCACCAGCAGAGGUCAUCACCCAAUACCUUUCCACCCUGACUCCCCUUCAGAAGAAGAUGCACGACGGGCUCCGCGACUUGGGCUGGAAUGACGCUGCCAUUCACAACUUGCUCACUAUCCUUGAAGAUGCACAGCGGUACAACUGCGCAAAACUACGCCAGAAAGGAUACGCCGAAACUGAAAUCCAAAGGCUCGAUGCGCUCGGCAAUCAAGAUGUGAUGGAUUUCUCGCAUCUCAAACGUGGGGUUGCUAGCACAGCGGAUGAAGAUUAUCAACUGCAGCUGUACCUGCUGGAUGAGGUAAAACGAAGACGUUUGAUUAUACUUGGAGAAGAAUAA